AUGCUUCGCUCACGAUUGGUGCCGCUGCUUUUCGUCGGAUGGCUCGGUUGCCUCUACGAGCAGGGCUACGCCGCACCUACGGAUGCUCAGAUCCCGUUCGAUGUCGAAGGGCCGACUACCGAGAGCCGCAGUUUACGCGGGCGAUUCCUGCACAUAACUGAUAUGCAUCCUGAUCCUUGGUAUCGACCGGGAAGCUCUACAUCCAAAGCUUGUCAUCGAAAGAAACCCAAGAAGCCGAAGCAGGAGGUUGGAUACUUUGGGACAGCAUACAGCGAUUGUGAUUCGCCGUUUGCGCUUACGAACUACACGAUGGAUUUCCUUGACAAGAACUGGGCGGACGAGAUAGACUUUGUAAUAUGGACCGGCGAUAGCGCUCGACACGAUAACGAUCAGAAGCACCCAAGAACAACGGAUGAGAUCUAUGACCUUAACCGCGCAGUUGCGGCGAAGAUGGAGAAGGUCUUUACUCGUAGAGGCAUACCGGUGGUACCCAGCCUGGGAAAUAAUGACGUUUGGCGUAAGCUUCUACGUCACGCUGACCUGUUGAUAGGUCCUAAUAGCAUAACCUACGAAUUUUCUACAAUAUGGAGGGCUUUCGUCCCAUUCUCAUCUUAUCAAGUCUUUCAAAGAGGCGGAUACUACUCGGUCGAGGUCAUCCCGAACUCUGUUGCUGUGAUAGCUCUCAACACCAUGUAUUUCUUCGAUUCUAACAAGGCGGUUGGGGGUUGUGAAUACAAGGAAAAGGAUGACCCCGGCAAUCUGCAGUUUGACUGGCUCGAGGUACAACUCGGCCGUUACAGAGAACGUAACAUGCAGGUUUGGAUCUCAGGGCAUGUCCCUCCCUCCUCGGGCAACUACUGGCCGGAAUGUUACGUGCGUUACGUCGAGCUAUCGCUGCGAUUCCAAGACACGAUACUGGGACAUCUGUAUGGGCACAUGAAUGCAGACCAUUUCUUCUUCUUGGAGGCUGGUGACCUCGACUUCUCGGCCGAUGCCGGCGCUUUGGCGACUCAGGGACCGCCUGACGCUACUUCACACUCGGAUCUGUUCGAGUCCUUGGUGGAGGACUUCGCACAGCUGCCCAAAGCGAAGAAACUGAACCAUGAUGAUUACGCGGUUGUCAACGUAGCGCCAGCAGUAGUCCCCAACCCCUAUCUGCCGUCUUUCCGAGUAUACUCUUAUAACAUCAGCACGACCUCAGAUUUGGACAGGUCCGAUGAACUGACAGCUGGAAAGCGCAGGCCGGGACAUCCCCGCGGGAAGAAGGGAGACAAGAAAACCCUUUGCAAGCGACCCGAGUAUUGGGAUACCUGGAGGUGCCAUCUAAACAAGGGAUUCAACUCGGAUUCAUCCGCUCCCUCGCGUACGAAUGGGUUAUGGACCCCGCUGGGCUAUGCGCAGUAUUAUCUGCCCGAAAAGCAGUUGAAGAAAGCAACUGCCAAUCGGCCUCCGAAGUGGAAGAUGGAGUACUUGACAUAUCCGGUCACCGCCCUUCAUCCCAAUGCAGAUGCAGGCGAAGGCGAUGCAGAUUUCAUCUACCCCGUGCCCGUCCGGCAUCUCCCCCGAUCGUUGCGGGACAAUACGACUGCCACGAAGUCGAAAUUCGCUCCGUAUAAGAUGGAGGACCUGACGAUACCGAGCUGGCUAAAGCUUGCGCGGCGGCUGGGUGCGCCGGAGGGGGAGAAGUUGCGCGCGCGGUUCAAGCGCUACAUGUUUCAGACGAGAUAA
Punctularia strigosozonata HHB-11173 SS5 is the source of this 1728-nucleotide messenger RNA. Its product is annotated as endopolyphosphatase. The record is from RefSeq and is a predicted model, not a curated record. The coding region runs from base 1 to 1728 and encodes 575 amino acids. Gene Ontology annotation, cellular component: membrane; fungal-type vacuole. NCBI's taxonomy places the organism in Eukaryota, Fungi, Basidiomycota, Agaricomycetes, Corticiales, Punctulariaceae. Gene Ontology annotation, molecular function: endopolyphosphatase activity; exopolyphosphatase activity. Gene Ontology annotation, biological process: polyphosphate catabolic process. The transcript has 17 exons.